Molecule: messenger RNA, 3016 nt
Organism: Cornus florida
Lineage: Eukaryota; Viridiplantae; Streptophyta; Magnoliopsida; Cornales; Cornaceae
Product: protein phosphatase 2C 29
Exons: 4
Coding region: 225-2549 (774 amino acids)
Biological process (GO): protein dephosphorylation
Molecular function (GO): protein serine/threonine phosphatase activity
Source: RefSeq, a predicted model, not a curated record
ACUCUCUCUCUCUCUCUCUAACAUUUCACUUUCUCUCUCUAAAACAAAAUAAGUUUAACAUUUUUCUCUCUCUAUUUUUUAUCACUUCAUCAACCCGCAGAACAUGAUAAAAACAAAACCAGUCUCCCCUCUUUCCCUUUCUCUCUCUACACAGCCGGAAAACAACUGGUGAUUUUUUUUUCUCUCACUUUCUCGCUCCCCAAACAGAGUGCGAAUCAAAUGUGAUGGGAAGCGGUUUAUCGCACCUCUUCCCUUGCCUCAACCCGGCGGUGAACCGGGACCAACCGGAGGUGAUCUUCACGGCCGCCGAGCCCUUGGACGAAACCCUAGGUCACUCCUUCUGCUACGUCCGGUCCUCGGCUCGCUUUCUCUCUCCGACUCACUCCGACCGAUUUCUCUCUCCUUCUCACUCCCUCCGGUUCUCUCCCUCUCACGAACCGGCCUCCAAGCCCAGACCGCCCGGUCCGUCUGAGACCGGGUUCAAGGCGAUCUCUGGUGCCUCGGUGAGUGCGAACACUUCUACUCCCAGAACCGUCGUCGAGCUCGAGAACAUUUACGAUGAUGCCACUGACUGUGUUGGUGGUGGUGUGAAGCCGAGUAUCGUGAAUGGCUUUGAGAGUACGUCGUCGUUUAGUGCUCUGCCGCUUCAACCGGUGCCCCGCGGCGGCGGAGGCGGCGAUCCGUCGGGUCCGAUGGACAGGGCGUUCUUCAUGUCAGGUCCGAUCGAACGAGGCGCGCUGUCGGGGCCGCUCGAUGGGACCGGAGGUUCGGACGGUGGUGGUCGAGUGCCGUUCUCGGCCCCGCUCGGCGGCGUUUAUGUGAAGAAAAAGAGGAAGAAGGGGAUAUCGGGGAUUCGGAAAGCGUUUAGCCGGAAUUUUUCGGAGAAGAAGCGGCCGUGGGUGGUGCCGGUGCGGAACUUCGUCGGCCGGAAGGAGGUUUCGAAUGGUGGAUUUGAGGCGGAGGUGAAGAGUGAGAGUAAUGUUCAGUGGGCUCUGGGGAAGGCAGGGGAGGAUCGGGUACAUGUUGUCGUAUCGGAAGAGCAUGGGUGGCUUUUUGUUGGGAUUUAUGAUGGGUUUAACGGACCUGAUGCGCCUGAAUUCUUGAUGGGUAAUCUAUAUAGAGCUGUGUAUAAUGAAUUAGAGGGUUUAUUUUGGGAUUCUGAGGAAGCUUGUUCACAAGAAGGUGUGAAUGUAACUUCAGAAAAUGCAGUAAUUGCAGAGGACAAUGGUAAAGCUGUGGGUAGUGGUGAGGAAGUUCAAGUAUGUGGAAUUGAACUAAACCCUCAUCAGCCCGAUCGAGGAUCAUCGGCGAAGAAAGUAACAUUUCAAUCCGAACAGACGGAGACGACAAGACGGAGGCGGUUAUGGGAAUUUCUUGCCGAAGAGGAGCCCGAAGAUGGGCUUGACCUUUCGGGUUCAGAUAGAUUUGCAUUUUCCGUUGAUGAUGCGCUUAGCGUGAACAAUGCGGGCUCUGCAGUGAGCAGACGGUCACUAUUGUUAUCGAAGUUAAAACAUGGAUUGAUUAAGCAUAAGGAGACUAGGAAGUUGUUUCCAUGGAGAUUUGGAUUGGAGGCCAAAGAGAAAUCUGAAGUCCAGGAUAGAGUAGAGGAGGAGAGAACGAGCAGAACAUGUAGAAAGCGUAAAGUAGGUCCGGUUGACCAUGAAUCGGUUCUGAGGGCAAUGUCACGAGCUCUUGAAGUAACCGAGCUUGCGUAUUUGGAUAUGACCGAUAGGGUUCUUGAUCGGAAUCCGGAGCUUGCCUUAAUGGGUUCCUGUUUAUUGGUUGUGUUGAUGAGAGAUGAGGAUGUAUAUGUGAUGAAUGUGGGUGAUAGUCGGGCUAUAGUGGCACAGUACAAGUCCCAAGAAAUUAGUUGCAGCACAGGAUCGGUAGAGCCAAUGGAUGAUGGGUUGAACACGGAGGAUAUAGUUGAGGAGACCACAGAUGCUGGCGAGAGGGUGAAUAAGGUGGAAAAUGAGGCUCCUGCUCAAGCUAUGAGGUUGACUGCAUUGCAGCUGUCUACUGAUCAUAGCACAAGCAUUGAAGAAGAAGUCAUAAGAAUCAAGAACGAACACCCAGAUGACAGCCAUUGUAUUGUCAAUGAUAGAGUGAAAGGUCGUCUUAAGGUUACCCGUGCGUUUGGCGCUGGAUUCCUCAAACAGCCCAAGUUGAAUGAUGCGCUGUUGGAAAUGUUUCGGAACGAGUAUAUUGGUACUGCACCAUACAUAUCUUGUUUGCCUUCUCUUUGUCACCAUGAACUCUGUCCAAGAGAUCAGUUUUUAGUUCUCUCAUCUGAUGGCUUGUAUCAGUACUUGAGCAAUCAGGAAGUUGUUUCUAAUGUUGAGAGUUUCAUGGAGAAGUUUCCAGAUGGAGACCCCGCACAACACCUGAUAGAGGAACUUCUUUUUCGUGCGGCCAAGAAAGCUGGAAUGGAUCUUCAUGAAUUGCUGGACAUCCCUCAAGGAGAUCGUCGGAAGUACCAUGAUGAUGUUACUGUGAUGGUGAUAUCGCUUGAAGGAAGAAUAUGGAAGUCAUCAGGAAAAUACCUUUGAAACCUGCACAGAACAUGAAAUAUCUCUACAAGCAAGAGUUUUCUGUAUACAAGUGAAAUGGUGGUAUCCUUGAGCUGAGUAAAUCAUUCUACAAGGAGUUUGGGAGAUCCAAAUCCUGAUCCUUUUUUUCAUGGUACAUAUGAAUUCUUUCGCCUCAAAUCAUAAGAACACAGUAAAAAGAGGGAACUCUACAUGUCAUCAAGACUCAAGUUGAUGCCGAAACAUCGGUCUCGGGAUGGAAAAAAAUAGGAAUUUUGUAGUGCAAUUGAUGGGAAUUGCUCCUUAGAGGCAAAAAAGAUCCCUUUUUUUGUUCCUUUCUUUUAUUCAAGAUUUUGCACAGAUGAAGGCUUUCUUCAUUCAUUUAUGUCUCUUCCUUUCUUUUUUAUAGCAAAAAAGAUGUGUUUGUAAUUUGGUGGGGGUUUACAUUUCCUUACAGAAGAGAAGCAAGAGUCUAAUUUGGAGUUGAA